Messenger RNA from Zonotrichia albicollis (white-throated sparrow), 346 nucleotides. The record is from RefSeq and is a predicted model, not a curated record. NCBI's taxonomy places the organism in Eukaryota, Metazoa, Chordata, Aves, Passeriformes, Passerellidae.
ACAGGCUGCGGGGGAGGGCAAUGUCCCAGUCCCGUGCAGUUCCCAUGGUGCCGUUCUUGUCCCGUUGCAACAUGGCCCUGCGGAGGGUGCUGGCGCUGGCAGCAGCCCUGGGGCGCCGCAGCUGCUGCUCCAAGCCCUCGCUGCCCCCUGACUUCGUGGAGGCCCUGAGGACCGUGGUCGGGGCCCCCAAUGUCUCCACGGCCACAGCGGUGCGGGAGCAGCACGGCCACGAUGAGUCCAUGCACCCGUGUGCCCCCCCGGACGUGGUGGUGUGGCCGCAGGCAGUGGAGCAGGUGCAGGAGCUGGCAGCCCUCUGUCACCGCAGCCGUGUGCCCAUGGUGCCCUU